Messenger RNA from Loxodonta africana (African savanna elephant), 2644 nucleotides. It is a transcript of the gene CDC42SE1, whose product is annotated as CDC42 small effector 1. Gene Ontology annotation, cellular component: plasma membrane. The record is from RefSeq and is a predicted model, not a curated record. The coding region runs from base 57 to 296 and encodes 79 amino acids. Gene Ontology annotation, biological process: regulation of Rho protein signal transduction. The transcript is spliced from 4 exons. NCBI's taxonomy places the organism in Eukaryota, Metazoa, Chordata, Mammalia, Proboscidea, Elephantidae. Gene Ontology annotation, molecular function: small GTPase binding.
AGCAAGAGCCCUCUGGGGCCUCAGGCAGAGGAGUGAAACUGGAACCAUCAGGGAACAUGAGUGAAUUUUGGCACAAACUGGGCUGCUGUGUGGUAGAGAAACCCCAGCCGAAGAAGAAGAGGAGACGGAUUGACCGGACCAUGAUUGGGGAACCAAUGAAUUUCAUCCACCUGACUCAUAUUGGGUCUGGAGAGAUGGGGGCUGGAGAUGGACUUGCCAUGACAGGUGCAGUUCAGGAGCAAAUGAGAUCCAAGGGAAACCGAGACAGGUCAUGGAGCAGUUCUCGGGGCUUAUAGCUCCAAUAGAAAUGGUUCUCCUGUCUCGAAGCGCCACUCUGUCCAGCCCAGAAGAUACGCUGCCCUCUCCAGAUCCCUCCUAGAACCAGUGACCCCAGGGCCCCUCUUCUCCCUUUCUGUCUAACAGCGCUUCAGAAGGCUUGGGGGCUGGACUCCCUCAACUUCCUCUGGCUGUAGCCCCUCCUGGAGAUGGGGUCAAGGCAGCAGGACUGACCACAUGACUACUGGUUGGCCAGAGGAGCUCAGCUGAAGCCUGGAUACCCUCAGAUCUGAGUUAGGAGUUCUCCGAGAACCUGGGAUGAGUUCUGGUCUCCUGAAUGACGUCUGGGUGCCAGCUGUUAAACUCUUAACCUGGAACUCCUUACAUGGGGGUAGGUGGGUGAGAUUACCAAAGCUGAAGCUGGCUUUGCUGAGAAGCUCCCUACCUCCCAGCUCCUCCCCUCUUCCCCCCUGGAAUGAACUGAAGCAGAUACCAGGCAGAGGCUGAGAGGGUAAUCACUGUUUAGUCCACCCUUUCUCUUUCAAUUUCAGACUUCAAGCUCACAGCCCCUCAAUAUCUCUCUGCCAACACCACCAGAGUUUUUCUCUAGUUAGGCCUUUAACCCUGUUUUUCUGUAGCAUUACUAGCUCCCCAGCAUCUUUCCUAUUUUUUAAAUUAAGAUGUGUUCUCUUAAUUACCACUACUACCUCUGUCCUUAACCCCAACUCUGUCAGGAGCCUUAAUUUCCCACUGAAUAAGAGUCAAGAGGUGGGUCUUAGCCUGAUGACAUUCCUUCACCCAUUUAAGUUCUGGGGACCUGGCCAGCCCUUUGCCAACCUCCCUGCUGGCCCAGGUGAGGGGAGGAAGAGGAGUCUGGAGAGAAACCCAGAAUACAGCAAAACUAGGAUUUAUAUCUCAGGGAGGACUUCCUGGCCAUUGAGGACAGGGGAGGUGGUAAGAUAAACGGGUUAAAAACAAGCAUCUGCGAGUUUAGGUGUCGAAAGAUCCUCACAGCAUGAGAGCAGGGGGAGGCUCUAGAGCAAGGUUUCUCAGUCUAGGCACUUUGGACAUUUUGAGCUGGAUAAUUCUUUGUAGUGGGGGGCUGCCCUCUGUCGUGUAUAUGGUAGCGUCUCUGGCCCACCCUCGUUGUGACAGCCAAAAAUGUCUCCAGACAUUCCCACAUGUCCCCUAGGGGCAAAAACUGCCCCCCUACUUGAGAACCACAGCUCUAUAGAGUCAAGAUAUUUUUCUCUUAAGUGAUUUCCAUGCCCCCACCCCACCCCCAGCCCCUUAUCCAUCCUAAGGCUGAGCCGUGGUUGAGCUAGGACCUCUUGUAAAGCAGGGCCAAUAGUGCUGCAGAUGUCUCCAAAUGAUUUUUCAUUUGGUGUGUUGCCUAUGCUUGCCUGACUUCAUGUCUCUGUCAUGGACAUGUACCGUGCUUCUCCAUUCUUGCUGUCUGGAGGAGGGAUUCCUGUAGUGUGGAGACAUGAAUAGGGUAUGGUGGAACUGGGGGAAGGGAAGAAAAAAGGAAUAGUGCUAUAGACACCCCAACUUGUCCUCCACAAAUUUAAACUCUGUUUCUGUGCCCUAGUACUAGAACCAGACAUGGAUAAGACUCAGGGAGUUUUGUCUGAAGACCAGGUCCCACUUCCCACCUUCCUUUAGGUGGGAAAGCAGUGUAGAAGCAGGGUCUUCAGGCUGCUGCUUUCAGUUUUUUUCAGGUGUUCUUUGUUCUAGCUCCUUCCUUGCAGGGUGAUUAGGAAGGCAGAACAAGACAAAUGAGCUCCUGUUUACUGAGACAAGAAGGUGGGUCUCUUGUUCGCUCUUUAAUAGGAAGCAUCCUGUUCUGUAGUAGUGGGGGUCAGGAACAUGGGAACUGGGAUCCACUUUGAUGAUCCCAUCAUCUACCCAGUUUGCCCCCAUCUACAGUGAUUGAGGUUUUAAUUUUUCCAAAUUUCAGUGUACUUCCUGCAGUUCUUCAGGGUCUAAAAUUGAUCAUAGAGAUAUACUCCCAGUUUACUAUUUCAGUCAAGCUAGUUGCUUUGAAAGUAGCUUAGCUUGUUACCCUUAAGUAGCUCAAUAGCUUGAGAGUUGUGUUAGAUCUGAACGGUUAACAGGACAGGGUAGAAAGGUGGAGGCCUUCUGAAUUCUCUGAUCUUCAGCCUCAUUCUAAUUAAUACCUGUUCUUUGGACACAAUCUUCUCUUUCCUUUGGUGCUCUCUUGCCUUUAGCUACCUUCUCUAAUGUGUAUGCUACCAUCACUUAAACAAUUUUUAGGGUGAUGGGAAUGGGUUUGAGAGUCGUAAUUUAUAUUAAAAUUUUUUGAACUUUUAAAAACAUUUUUCAAAUAAAAAAUUUUUAAGCAAAA